This is a messenger RNA of Colletotrichum graminicola M1.001, 1134 nucleotides long. RefSeq lists its product as uncharacterized. NCBI's taxonomy places the organism in Eukaryota, Fungi, Ascomycota, Sordariomycetes, Glomerellales, Glomerellaceae. Bases 1 to 1134 code for a protein of 377 amino acids. The transcript has a single exon. The record is from RefSeq and is a predicted model, not a curated record.
AUGACGCCCCCGAAGCGCUGGCCGGCGCCCAUCCACGUCUUAUCCUACCGCGCCCUUCUCGUGAUUCCCGUCAUCCUCGCCGUCGCGACCUUCGCGUCCCUCUUCAUCCACUCGGACGUGAACGUCGCCCUCCUCUACUCGCAAUGCCACUCGCGCGCCCGACUCCCGGCCAUCAGUAGGGUCCCCGUUCUCGGCCCGCCUGCCUGCUUCGCCGUCUCUUUCUUUCAGACAGCCCUCGACUCCGUCCGCACCUUCGCCAGCAUGGCCGCCAUCCUGUCCUUCAUCGCCGGCCUCAUGACCGUCACCACCGUCGAGGCCGCCCGCGUCUGCAACGCCCCCAACGUGCUCAUCGCCAACCCAACCGGCCCCUGGCUGGUCUUCAACCUCAUUGGCGGCGCCGUUGUGUGGCAGCUCGUCGUUAUCCCGGCCUUCUUCCACCGCUCGCGCUCCAUCCUGCUCGCCAGGAAAAAGGCCGGUCAGGAUGUCGUCAAGAGCGCCCCCUCCAAGGACCCCGACUUUGGCAAGAAGUCUCGCCAUCUCGCUGUCGACGCCGAGACUGUCGCCAUUCCCGUCAGCGUUGCAUGGGGCUUUGUCUUGCCGUCCGUCCUCAUGCUGAUCUACAACUCUCCUGUCACCAUUGCCCUCUGGCUCGUCUUCCCUGUCUGGGUAUCUCUCAUCCGCCAGGCCGUCCGCUGGGUCGUCUUGAGGCUGCAGAAGCGCCAGCACCGCACUUUCCACCUCGAGUCUCACGCAGUCUCGGUUCUGCUUGUCUACAUCGUCCCCAUCCUGUGCUCCGCCGUUUCCCACGUGUACCUUAUCUGGAGCCUCUUCCAGUGGGACGACAGAAAGGAUAUGACUCGUUCCACCAUCAAGUUUGUUCAGAUCGACGCGUUUUACAUCGGCUUGACCGUCCUCUACUGGCUUCUUGUUGAGACCGGCUGGAAGGUUCCGCUAGUGGCAGUUCUUGCAGCCCUCCCACUGGGUCCUGGUGCAGGUGUUUGUAUUGCCUGGAUCUACAGAGACGCCCAGAUCCGCGAGCAUUUCAAGCACUGGCUGUCAGAUGUCGUUGGCAGCGAGGAUGAUGGUGAAGAGGGCAGGAAUCCGGCGGGUGAGGAGACACCCCUCCUUCGUUGA